This is a messenger RNA of Arachis duranensis, 777 nucleotides long. RefSeq lists its product as uncharacterized. The record is from RefSeq and is a predicted model, not a curated record. The coding region runs from base 1 to 777 and encodes 258 amino acids. NCBI's taxonomy places the organism in Eukaryota, Viridiplantae, Streptophyta, Magnoliopsida, Fabales, Fabaceae. The transcript has a single exon.
AUGGAGUCAGACAAUCUAAAAUACCAAGGGAGAUGCAAGGAGUUCGGUAACGGGUGCACGUGGUUGAUUCGGAUAGUCAUGCGGAAAAGGAAGAGCACAUGGGAAGUUAGGAGGUACAACGGACCACACACGUGUAUGGCCACAUCGAUAUCGAGCGACCACAAGCAGCUUGAUUAUCAUGUCAUCUGUGCGAGAAUCUUUCCAUUGGUUAGAGCUGAUGCGUCGGUGUCGAUUAAGGUGUUGCAAGAGGCAACAGAGGCAACAUAUGGUUUCAAGCCUAGUUAUCGGAAGGUGUGGUUGGCGAAGCAGAAGGUGGUAGCACAGAUCUACGGCGAUUGGGAAGAGUCAUAUGCGGAUCUGCCCCGCUGGAUCCUUGGGGUCAUAUUCACCAUGGACGGUUUCGUUGCUCUGCUAAAGACCUCCCCGGUUAGAGUGGGUGACCAGGUUGAUGAAGAUAGAGUCUAUUUUCAUCGCAUGUUUUGGACAUUCCCUCCAUGUAUUGAGGCAUUCCGCUACUGUAAGCCACUUGUCAGUAUCGACGGGACACACCUGUAUGGCAAGUAUGGAGGGACCUUGUUGUUGGCGAUUGCUCAGGAUGGGAAUUUGAAUAUUUUUCCUGUUGCGUUUGCACUAGUGGAGGGAGAAAAUGCAGAGUCUUGGUCAUUCUUUCUGUCCAAUCUUAGAAGACAUGUUACUCCACAGGAAGGUAUUCUCGUGAUCUCUGAUAGACACAACGGCAUCAAGGCUGCGCUGGAGUCCCCAGGUAGUGGUUGGUGA